AUGGCUUCUUCCUCUGCCGCUUCUUCACAUGGUUGGCUUCUGCUGCCAUGGCUUAAAACUUUCCUAAUUCUCUCUGCACUCUUAUGUGCAACCAUAGUCUCUUGCACUGGAACUGAAGUCUCUUAUUCUGAUCACUGUGCUUCUAUUGUCUCUGAGUCAACCCCAAAAGAUCUUGAAUUCUCCACCUUGCCAUUUCCAACCUUCCAAUAUGGUUACUAUGAGGGUGGGCAUAAAAUCUUAGAUCCAAACCCAUCUCAGUACUCAUCAACUGAGAGGAAAACGAUGUUGUUUCAGACUGAAAAUGUCUAUGGCACUGAUGAUUCAGAUGUUUUCAAGGUCGAUGGGAGCUUGAUUUUACAUAGCUGGCACCUAAAUGUUAGGGAUCAGGAUAUGACAUAUGCUCAAUCAGUCUUCAGAAGUGUGGGGUUUGGGGAGGGGGCUUUGAGUUUCAAUUUAAAAGGAUUCUGGUCAAUAUCUUCCGGGAAGCUGUGCAUGGUGGGAAAGAGUUCCAGUCUCUCCUCAGAAGGUAAUGUUCUUCAUCAUUCUGCUGUCCUGAAGCUUAAUGGUGUAAGGACUUCAAGUGAUAUUACCAGUCUGGUUAGUGGAACUCUGCAGAGCUUGAGUUCUGCUGAUGAUUUGAAUUACUUUGAGCCGAUUUCCCUGUUGAUGUUUCCUGAAGUGAAUUACAAGUACACCAAGGCUUCAAAAGAAUCAAUCGAAAAUGAUUUUUCUGGUGAGAUUAAUGUUGCAGCAGAGAACUCAUCACUCAGUUUACAGAUGAGUAAAACUGUCUGCUCAAUCUUUGGGGGAAGAGACACCGGAUAUGAAUUAGAUUAUGAAAGUGAUUGCAAUUCUACAAAGACUUGCAAUCCUUUUGGUGAUGUUGUUGGAUAUUUGCCACGAGUGAUGUCCUUGAAUAAGUUUCAGUGUUCAGCGGAUGAACAAAGUUUAAGGUUUUUGGUGGAAUUUCCAAACACUAGCUGUUCCAGGUAUUACUAUUCCAACCCUUUCAAUCCAAACACAACGUUUGUUGGAGAAGGAACAUGGGAUUGGAAGAAGAAGCGCCUAUGUAUUGUUGCUUGCAGAAUCUUGAGCAACAAUGGUGCUUUGGAUGGCUCUCGUGUAGAGGAUUGUUCCAUAAGGUUGACGUUGAGAUUUCCUGCAAUCUGGUCAAUCAGAAACAGAACGGCCAUGUCAGGCCAAAUUUGGAGUCAGAAAUCUGCAAAUGGUGGCAGUUACUUCGACAGAAUUGUUUUCCGAAGUACUGAAAAUGACAGGUUCUGGCUUCCAGGGCUGAAGUAUAUGUAUACAGCAACUGAGAAAGCGAGAAAGAUGUCAUGCUUGAAGAAGGCACCCGUUAGAGAUGGUGGGGGAAAAUACCCAGAUGGGUACUCUUAUGAAAUGAGCUUUGAUAUGUCAGUCAGUAGCUCUAGACAGAAAAUUGGGUGGGGUUUUUCACUUCAGGUCUCUGUUGGUGAUCAAAUUAUUCAGUCACCCGAUUAUUACUCCAGGCCAAUCUCAAGCUCUAAGCAUAUGAGUUCGGGUGUUGAAGAGAAUACCAAUAUUAGUGCACCAGUUAACAUCAGCUACAAAAUAAGCCUCUCACCACAUUGUUAUGUGCAAUUGGAUAGUGUCAAAAAUCUAUUCAAUACGUCCUUGAGUGAGAAAUACGGGCGAGUUGAAAUAUUUGUUGAAGGGAUUUAUGAUCCUGAGACUGGGUGCCUUCGCAUGGUUGGCUGCAGAUAUCUUUCCUUGAGCAGUCAGAAGCUGACAAACGAUUCAAUGGACUGUGAGGUUCUUGUCAAUCUUCAGUUUCCUGCACUAAAUGCAAAGAAAAAUGGGGUCUAUAUUAGGGGAACCAUCACAAGUGCUCGCAAAGAUUCUGAUCCUCUUUACUUUGAGCCUCUUCAUGUCACUUCAACUGCUUCUUACACCAUCUGUGAAAGAAAAUCAGCAUGGCGGAUGGAUUUGGAGAUCAUCAUGGCUCUAGUCUCUGACACACUUGCCUGUGUUUUUAUAGUGUUCCAACUUCUGUAUGUGAAAAAGAACCCCACAGUUCUGCCUUUCAUUUCACUUCUCAUGCUCACAAUUUUUACUCUGGGUCACAUGAUAGUACUUAUGUUGAACUUUGAAGCCUUGUUCUUGAGAACCAGAAAUCACCAAAGUGUCUUCCUUGGAAGUGGAGGAUGGCUAGAAGUGCACGAAGUGAUUGUAAGAAUAGUCACAAUGGUGGCUUUUCUGUUAAAAUUUCGUCUUCUCCAGCUUUCAUGGUCCAAAAGAAUGGGUGAAAACAACCAUAAGGCCUUGUGGGCUGCAGAGAAGAAGGCAUUAUUUGUGUCUUUGCCUUUGUAUCUAGCUGGAGGUUUAAUAACUUUUUAUGCAAGCUGGAAGAACAACAAUGUUGGGUUUUCAACCCAAUUUUAUCAUCCUUAUUAUUCUCAGUUUGACAACAACCAGCAUUCUCUUUGGAGGGACUUGAGAUCUUAUGCUGGUUUCAUCCUGGAUGGUUUCCUUUUCCCACAAAUCCUCCUCAACAUGUUCUACAACUCAAGAGAAAAUGCACUUUCUUGCUUCUUUUACAUCGGAUUCACCUUGGUUCGCUUGGUGCCACAUGCAUAUGACCUUUAUAGGACUCACAACUAUGUCCAAAAUUUUGAUGGUUCAUACAUAUAUGCAGACCCUGCUGCAGAUUUUUACUCCACUGCUUGGGAUGUCACCAUCCCACUUGUUGGCAUCCUUUUUGCCGCAAUCAUAUACCUCCAGCAGAGAUUUGGCGGACGGUGUUUCCUUCCUUGCAGGUUCAGGGAGGUGGAAGUAGUUUAUGAGAAGGUACCCGAAGCUAGUGAAGAAUAG
Mangifera indica (mango) is the source of this 2853-nucleotide messenger RNA. RefSeq lists its product as uncharacterized. Gene Ontology annotation, cellular component: intracellular membrane-bounded organelle. Lineage: Eukaryota; Viridiplantae; Streptophyta; Magnoliopsida; Sapindales; Anacardiaceae. Bases 1 to 2853 code for a protein of 950 amino acids. The transcript has a single exon. The record is from RefSeq and is a predicted model, not a curated record.